CCACAUUCACCUGAGCCAGUUAUUGAAGAAACGAUAUAUGAUCAAUCACCAUCUCGUGAACCAUUCGACGAGCGAAAUGUUGUUGAAGAAGAAGUGUUUCCAUGUAGCGGAUCUGAGGUGUUCUCCGAACCAACACGAAGGAUGGACGAUUUUGAGUUGUUGAGACAACAUUGGGACGAAAUCGACGAUGAACUUCAAUUUAAAAAUGACGUUGGGGAGGGGAUUGAUGCCUGUGCUCACCAACCGGCAAUCGAGAGCGAUAUUCCAAGGGUUUCUCCAAUUUCAUUAGUCCCAGAAGUACAGCCAUUCCCGGAACCAUCUUCACCAGCUCCACCUCCUCCAAAAUCCGAGUCUAGCAUGAUAGGUGUAGCCUACUACUACCCGCCGCCGAAACCCGUACCUGAGAAACCUAUGGAAGAAUGUCCGGACAUCGGACAAGCAGUGGAGAAUCUUGUACAAAUACCGAAUUAA
Exaiptasia diaphana is the source of this 471-nucleotide messenger RNA. RefSeq lists its product as uncharacterized. NCBI's taxonomy places the organism in Eukaryota, Metazoa, Cnidaria, Anthozoa, Actiniaria, Aiptasiidae. The record is from RefSeq and is a predicted model, not a curated record.